AUGAAUUCACCAGCUAACGCUAACACCUUACUCUUAAAAACCUCAGAGAUGAGUAAUUGGUCAACAUCGGAUCUGUGUUCGUUUUUUUGUGCCUCAAGAAAAUGCAACGGUCCAGAAUUAAGACAUUGCAGUGCUUGGGUAUUAUUUCAAAUAGGCUUUUCAGGCUACGAGUUAUAUGCAGCAAUAGAAAGUGAGGAUAAUUCCGUGAUAGAAAAAUUGGUAACUACCUACGGACUCUCACAAUAUUUUCAUUUAGAAUUUAUUAGAAUAAUUAGUUGGGCACGAAAAUUAGACAAACAUGGUUCCUAUGAAAUAGAACGAGUAGAUUUUUCACAACGUAUUGGUGCUACUUUUAUUCAUGACAAAAGGUCUAUCUUUCAAAUCUUUAAGGAAUCUUUGGAGCUCUGGACUGAAAAGAUUAAAGAUGAAUCAAGUAAGCAAAAAGCACUUUUGAAAGACUACUUUAAAAAUGUUUUUCUACCAGAUAGAUUUGAAGCAUUUAGACGAAAUGAUUAUGCUGGAUGGACAGGUCAUUUUGAUCCAUUUAGGCAUCCUGAAAAUAAGGGUGAUCAUCUAAGAGAAGCUCUUUCAAGAAAUUGUAAAGUGGGGAAGGGAGAUCAGCUGUUCACCAUUCUUCAUUUAAUUGAUAUUUCGACCAGUGGAAAAACCUUUUCGAUUUUUAAUCUUGCUCAUACUUCCACUGAAGAUGUUGACCGAUUUUUUGUUAUUUAUCUUUAUCCAAAUACUAAAUUAUUUGAUGCUUUAGUUCGUAGUUUACCUGAGGUUAGUGCAGAAGUUGCUGUUGGAUUGUUUUGUUUGGCAAAUCAUAUUUUACUCGACCUUUUGUUACACAAUUAUUCAAAUCUUAAUCCCUUACAGUUUUUCAAACUUCUUUUAAAUGAUUUAAAAUCUGAAAAAACAACUUUAAGCCAAUCCAUCAGAAAUUGCUUAUCAACAAUUAUUAGUAACAAGGAAGAUAGCUCAAGGAAACGAUUGGAUAGAAUAUUUUCUAAUGAAGAAACAAGGGAGGAAAUCAAAGAAACUAUUUUCAAUUUGUUGUUUGGAGAAAAAUACAUUGUGCCUCAAGAUUCACUUUUAAACAACAUUGUUGGAAAGGCAUUCAUCGAGACAGCCUUUGCACAUGUGGUUCAGGUUGUCCUCUCAGUUCAAGCAAGUGACAGCUAUCAAGCCAAACCUCCAGUCGUCGUUGUUGACAAGUAUCAUAAGCCAAAGCAUUGUAAGAGAAAAUGCUUAAAGCACAAGUGGAUUAAGAAGUGUUUAAAACACAAACUCGUUGGUCAAAAGAAAGUCUGUGAUCAAUAUGCCAUUGUCGGUGCUGGUAAAUGUCUCAAACAUAAGAAAUAUUCCAAAUGUGACAAGUAUAGCAAGCCAACAAAGAAGUGUGUCUUGCAUGCAUACAAGAUUGUUGGUUGUGCCAAGAAGAAGUACUGGAAAGUUUGUGAUUCUUAUGGAACUAAGAAGAUUUGCAUCAAGAAGGGUUACAAGAAAUACUGUGCCAAACACAAGAUUAUCAACAAGUGUUUCAAGAAGGGAUACAAGAAGGUCUGUAAGAAAUUCAAGAAGGUUCCAAUCAAAAAAUGUGAAAAGAAGAAGGUUUGCGACAAGUACACUGUUGAUUCCUACAAUAAGAAGGUUUCCAAAUGUAGAUAUGUUAAAAAGUGUAAGAUUGUUUCAUGGGCAAAGAAAUGUGCCAAGUAUAAGAAGGUUAAAUACUGUAAGGAAAGAAAAUCAGUUAAGAAAUGUUGUCUCAUUAAGAAGAAAUUCUUCUGUGCCAAACAUAAGAUUAUCAAGUUCUGUAAGCACAAGAAGACUCUUUCUAAAUGUGUCAAAUAUCAAAAGAAGAAGUAUUGUGCCAAGACAAUUGUCAUUCCUCCAAGAUGUAUCAAGAAGAAGUAUUAUAAGAAGUGCUUGAAACGUUCAAAGGGAAAGAAGAUUUGUAAGAAAUUUAAAUUAGUUGGUGGAAAGAAGAAGUGUUGCAAGUCAAUCAAGAAGAAGAUUUGUAUCAAGAGAAAGACAUGUAAGAAGUCAUCAAAGCCAAUCAUCAAACCAUCUUUGUAA
Naegleria gruberi is the source of this 2079-nucleotide messenger RNA. RefSeq lists its product as uncharacterized. The coding region runs from base 1 to 2079 and encodes 692 amino acids. NCBI's taxonomy places the organism in Eukaryota, Heterolobosea, Eutetramitea, Acrasida, Naegleriidae. The transcript has 3 exons. The record is from RefSeq and is a predicted model, not a curated record.